AUGUCAAAAUUAUCAUCAUUCCCAUUACUCGACAAGAUAAUUUCUCAUUCGAAGAAAUCACCUUCAUCACUAGCGAUAAUUGAUACCCCCUUAUCAACCAAAAUAACCUAUCAUGAACUGUGUUCAGAUAUCUUAUCAUUAUCAAGUAUACUGUCUCCUCUUAUCACGAAACCAGAAGCUAGAGUAGUUGUAUUAUGUGAAAAAGGUUACCUGGUCCCCUUGGCGAUGUUGUCAAUUUGGACUUCGGGUGGAUUAAGUGUACCGUUGUUACCAAGUUUACCAUUACCUGAACAAAGUUAUAUGACGACCAAUUCGGAAUCAAGUCUUAUUGUUACCGACGGGAAAAAUAAGAAAAGAGCAGAGGAGUUAUUGGAAGAAAUCGGGAAAGAAGGUCGGGAGGCUAAGAUCUUAGAAAUCAAUUUGAAUGAAAUUAGAGAAAGUAAAGACAAGAAAGAUGAAAGGGAUGUUGAAGAAGUUUUGAGCGGAUUGGAACAAUUAGACGGUGAUAGGAGAGCUAUGAUGCUUUUCACUAGUGGGACAACGGGUAGACCUAAAGGUGUAGUUACUAGACAUUCAGCUUUAGCAGCACAGGUGCAAGCUGUUGCUGAAGCGUGGAGAUGGGGCAAUUCUGAUCACCUCCUUCAUGUUCUGCCUUUGAACCAUCUUCACGGUAUUGUAGUCGCCUUAUUACCGACUUUAUGGUCAGGAGCUACGGUAGAAUUGUGGGAAAAAUUCGAUGGUCCAGCUAUAUGGAAAAGGUGGAUCAACGACGAAGGUCAAGAACCCAUAACAAUGUUCUUCGGUGUUCCAACUGUGUAUUCCCGACUUAUCGCUGCACAUUCGACUCUUUCUCCAGACCUCCAGAAACGCGCUACAGAAGCGUCAUCGACUCUCAGACUCCAAGUAUCGGGCUCCGCACCCUUGCCUGAAAGUGUCAAGAAAACAUGGGAACAGCCAGGUGGUGUAGGUGGCGGACAAAUCUUAUUGGAAAGAUACGGAAUGACAGAAACUGGAAUCAUCGCUGGAACUGGCUGGGAACAUGAGAAGAGGGUUAAGGGUCAUGUCGGAUUUCCUCUACUUGGAGUAGAAAUCAGAUUAUGGGAUGAAGAGAAUAAUAAGGAGAUUACAAAACAAGAAGUCUCAGGAGAAGUACAAGUACGCGGACCACCUAUCACCAAAGAAUAUUGGCGAUUACCUGAAGCAACAAUUAAGGAGUUCCAUGAUGGAUGGUUCAAGACUGGUGAUGUAGGAGUAUACUCCUCAGAUCCUUUGGCACCUGGGCAACUGAGGAUAUUAGGUAGAAACAGUACGGAUAUAAUCAAAUCUGGUGGUGAGAAAAUAAGUGCUGUAGAAAUUGAAAGAGCUAUUUUGGAAUUGGAAGGUAUGAAAGAUUGUGCCGUCGUUGGUGUUGAUGAUGAAGAAUGGGGUCAAGUUGUCUCGGUAUGUCUCGUCACUACACGACCGGAAGUCACAAUUGCGGAUCUACGUAAAGAAUUGAGGAAUAUCAUUGCUCCCUACAAAUUACCUAAAAAAUUGAAGAUCUAUCAAGGAGAAAUCCCUAGAAAUAACAUGGGCAAAGUGAAUAAGAAGAAACUCGUUUUAGAAGCUUUCCCUCCUAAACCCGUAGCGUAG
Messenger RNA from Kwoniella shivajii, 1632 nucleotides. RefSeq lists its product as uncharacterized. Lineage: Eukaryota; Fungi; Basidiomycota; Tremellomycetes; Tremellales; Cryptococcaceae. The record is from RefSeq and is a predicted model, not a curated record. The coding region runs from base 1 to 1632 and encodes 543 amino acids. Gene Ontology annotation, molecular function: medium-chain fatty acid-CoA ligase activity. Gene Ontology annotation, biological process: fatty acid metabolic process. The transcript is spliced from 9 exons.